CUGCACCUUCCGCCUUUGUCCCCCCACCCUGGGCCUGGCAGGUGGAUUGGUCCCCUUGGGGGCCAGACAGCCAGGACCCACCCACCGCCCUCCUCCGCGCGCACAAGGUGGGACGUGGCUGGGCACACUCGGACUGGACGUGCAGCCUCGCCACCUCUGCCCUACCCUGCGGCCCGGCCAUGGGGACCUUCGAUCUCUGGACCGAUUACCUGGGCCUGGCUCGCCUGGUGGGUGCCCUGCGUGGGGAAGAGGAGCCCAACGGGCAGCGGAACCCGCAGCCCCAGGUGCCGGGGGUCCCGCUGCCCGGCCCCGGCCCCAGCCCCAGCCCCAGCCCCGGCCCCCAAGCGUCCGCGGGCCCCGAGGCGUCUGCGGCCCCCGAGCGCCUGUGUUCCUUCUGCAAGCACAACGGGGAGUCGCGGGCCAUCUACCAGUCGCACGUGCUCAAGGACGAAGCCGGCCGGGUGCUCUGCCCCAUCCUGCGCGACUACGUGUGCCCGCAGUGCGGUGCCACCCGCGAGCACGCCCACACCCGCCGCUUCUGCCCGCUCACGGGCCAGGGCUACACGUCGGUCUACAGCUACACCACGCGCAACUCGACCGGCAAGAGGCUGGCCCGGCCCGACAAAGCCCGGCCGCAGGACGCGGGCCACCGCCGAGGAGCCGCCGCAGCAGCCACAGCCGCUGCCACUGGAGUGGAUGCCGGCGCCAGCGCCAGCGCCAGCGAAGGGCCCGGAGAAGCCGGCGGCAAGUCUUCGGGAGCCCCUGGAUCCUCCUCCUGCUGCCCCUCCACUUCCACCUAGGAGGCCGCCGCGGGGAUCCCGGGGGGCCGCUGCCUCACUCCCGUCUGCUGCCUGGGGGCCUGGCAUGGGAGGGGGCAGCUGGGAAAAACCGGG
Molecule: messenger RNA, 893 nt
Organism: Suncus etruscus (white-toothed pygmy shrew)
Lineage: Eukaryota; Metazoa; Chordata; Mammalia; Eulipotyphla; Soricidae
Gene: NANOS3
Product: nanos C2HC-type zinc finger 3
Exons: 2
Coding region: 180-800 (206 amino acids)
Biological process (GO): oogenesis; negative regulation of translation
Cellular component (GO): perinuclear region of cytoplasm
Molecular function (GO): zinc ion binding; mRNA binding
Source: RefSeq, a predicted model, not a curated record